AUGCAUAACAAUUUCCAUGAACCAGUAACAACAAAUGAACCAUCAUCAUCAUCAAACCUUAAUGAUCAAACAUUACAUCAACAUUCGUAUGAACAAUCGAAUCAAGUUAAUCACACAAAUACAGAUCAACAAUAUCACAUAACAUAUGCAAUAACUCCAGAAGAACCACCUCCAUCUUAUUAUGCAGCUCUUCAAUCAUCAUCAAAUCCAUCGAAUAUAUAUCAACCAAAAACAAUCGAUGAAACUAGGAAUCCACCUCAACUAAAUUAUCAGGGAACACCAUUUCCACCUGGUUAUAGAUGGCCACGAUUUUCUACUAAUGCUGUAUGUCCACAUUGUGGUGUAACAGGUCAUACACGUGUUCAUACAACUAGUACUGCUCUUACUUUUGCUCUUGCAAUUAUUCUUUUUUUGUUUUGUUGUUGCCUCUUUAUUAUUCCAUUUUGUCUUCCAUCAUGUAAAAAAACUACUCAUCAAUGUUCGCAUUGCCAUGCUAUAUUAGGUGAAGUUAAUGAAUUUCAAUAA
Messenger RNA from Adineta steineri, 525 nucleotides. Lineage: Eukaryota; Metazoa; Rotifera; Eurotatoria; Adinetida; Adinetidae. The record is from the annotation of a GenBank genome assembly.